This is a messenger RNA of Dermatophagoides pteronyssinus (European house dust mite), 601 nucleotides long. It is a transcript of the gene RpL26, whose product is annotated as ribosomal protein L26. Gene Ontology annotation, molecular function: RNA binding; structural constituent of ribosome. Lineage: Eukaryota; Metazoa; Arthropoda; Arachnida; Sarcoptiformes; Pyroglyphidae. Gene Ontology annotation, biological process: translation. Gene Ontology annotation, cellular component: large ribosomal subunit; ribosome. The record is from RefSeq and is a predicted model, not a curated record.
UGGCACAUGUUUUUUUCGUUUUGUUUCGAUUCAUUUUUUUUGUCAAUUUAAUUUGGAUUUCGACAAAUUUUUUGUUUUUGGAUCAGAAAAAAAUGGCUAAAAUGAAUAAAUUGAUUUCUUCUUCAAGAAGAAAGGCCCGAAGUCGUCAUUUUAAUGCACCAUCUCAUAUUCGUCGCCGGAUUAUGAGUUCACCAUUGAGCAAAGAUUUACGACAAAAAUAUGGUGUUCGAUCGAUGCCCAUUCGAAAAGAUGAUGAAGUUCAGGUUGUUCGUGGUCAUUUUAAAGGAACACAAUUCGGUAAAGUUGUUAGCGUUUAUCGUUCAAAAUAUGUUGUAUAUAUUGAACGUGUUCAACGUGAAAAAGCAAACGGUGCUACUGUUUAUGUUGGUAUUCAUCCAUCAAAGGUUUUGAUUGUCAAAUUGAAAAUGGAUAAAGAUCGUAAAAAGAUUCUUGAUAGGCGUGCUGCCGGUAAACGUAUUACCGAAGGAAAAGCUAAAGGAAAACAUACGGAAGAAUCGGUGGCUAUGGAAACAUCUUAAAUUUUUUGUUUUUCUUUCGUAACCUUAUUUUGCAAAUAAACAAAUUUUCAAAAAAAGAAAAA